UAGGCAGGGCUGCUUGGUUUGGUUUGGUGUUUCUGCUUUCCCCACUCCCUCCCUCCCUCCUUCCCUCCCUCCCUCCCUCUCCUCUGUUGUUGGUGCUGCUGCUGCCGCCGCCGCCGCUGCACAGACAAGACAGCACUAGCGCGUGCAAGAGCUUCGGAUUGCUUUUUGCAGAAGACUGAUCCAGGAUUAUGAUCUAAAAAGGAAAACAAAAGGAAGAGGAGGGGGCGAGAGGCUGUUUCAUAGCCACCCUCCGAGGACCUCUUGAUUGUUGUUCGGAUUGCAUUUGGAAUUUCUGCAAGUAGGGACGCCCCCCCCCCCUUUUUCCCUCCUGCCCCCUCCUUGUUUUUCCGUUAGAAAACACACAGGCGAGGAAAUACAUCUAUGUGUAUACAUAUGCUGUGUGCAUGUCUGCAUUCACUGGAUGUCGCAAGAGGAAAAGCUAAAUAAUCAUAGGUAGCAAAAGCAACAAGAAGGACCCCCGUAGGCUUAGCCUCCUCCACCCCUUCACUCAAACCUGCCUUCCUUAUUUAUUGGAGACAUCUCCUCACCUAUCUCCUCACUCCAGAGUGUGCUUGAUCCCAGGAAAAGUGAAGCCAUCUAACCAUGGUGGUUUUCAAUGGCUUGCUGAAAAUUAAAAUCUGCGAAGCGGUGAAUCUUAAACCCACAGCUUGGUCACUAAGGCAUGCCGUGGGACCCAAGCCUCAGACCUUUCUGCUGGACCCAUACAUUGCCCUCAACGUGGAUGAUUCCAGGAUUGGGCAGACCACGACCAAGCAGAAAACUAACAGCCCUGCCUGGAAUGAUGAGUUUGUUACUGAUGUUAGUAAUGGCCGGAAGAUCGAGAUGGCCGUUUUCCACGAUGCCCCCAUUGGGUACGAUGAUUUUGUGGCAAACUGCACUAUCCAGUUUGAGGACUUGCUGCAGAAUGGGAGCCGCCACUUCGAGGACUGGAUUGAUUUGGAGCCAGAAGGAAGAGUGUAUGUCAUCAUAGAUCUUUCAGGCUCAUCAGGUGAAGCACCCAAAGACAAUGAAGAACAUGUGUUUAGGGAGCGGAUGCGUCCCAGAAAGCGCCAGGGAGCAGUGCGGCGCAGGGUUCAUCAGGUUAACGGGCACAAAUUUAUGGCCACCUAUCUUAGACAACCAACCUAUUGUUCACACUGCCGAGACUUUAUAUGGGGAGUAAUAGGAAAGCAGGGGUACCAAUGUCAAGUUUGCACUUGCGUAGUCCACAAGCGAUGUCAUGAGCUUAUAAUAACGAAAUGUGCUGGACUGAAGAAACAGGAAGCCCAUGAUGAGGUGGGGUCUCAGCGCUUCAGUGUCAACAUGCCUCACAAGUUCAGCAUCCACAAUUACAAAGUGCCCACUUUCUGUGACCACUGUGGUUCGUUACUCUGGGGUCUUCUGAGACAAGGUUUACAAUGCAAAGUUUGCAAGAUGAAUGUACAUAGACGCUGUGAAUCAAAUGUGGCACCAAACUGUGGAGUGGAUGCUCGAGGGAUAGCUAAAGUUCUUACGGACCUGGGCAUCACUCCAGAGAAGAUCACUAAUAGUGGACAAAGAAGGAAGAAGCUUGUUCCAGGUGCUGAAUCACAACCUCUAGUUCCUGGAUCCUCACCAGGAGAAGAUGACAGGUCGAAGUCCGCACCAACUUCUCCGUGUGAGCAAGAAAUUACAGAGCUUGAAAAUAACAUUAGGAAGGCUUUGUCAUUUGACAAUCGAGGAGAAGAACACCAAGGAGCAGGAACCGCCUCAACGGACAACCAGUUAAACGCACUUGGGGAGAACGGUGAAAAUGGGGACGUCAAAGCCCAGAUGAAGCGCAUGGGCCUCGAAGAGUUUAACUUCAUUAAAGUCUUAGGGAAAGGCAGCUUUGGAAAGGUCAUGUUAGCUGAGCUCAAAGGGAAAGAUGAAGUGUACGCAGUAAAAGUCUUAAAGAAAGAUGUCAUCCUACAAGAUGAUGAUGUGGACUGUACAAUGACAGAGAAACGCAUUCUGGCAUUAGCACGGAAACAUCCCUACCUAACUCAGCUCUACUGCUGCUUCCAGACCAAGGACCGCCUCUUUUUCGUCAUGGAGUAUGUCAAUGGAGGAGACCUGAUGUUUCAAAUUCAACGUUCACGCAAGUUUGAUGAGCCUCGCUCCCGCUUCUAUGCCGCAGAAGUCACAUCGGCACUCAUGUUCCUCCAUCACCAUGGCGUCAUCUACAGGGACCUGAAACUGGACAACAUUCUUCUGGAUGCAGAAGGCCACUGCAAACUGGCUGACUUUGGAAUGUGUAAGGAAGGGAUCUUGAAUGGAGUAACUACUACUACGUUUUGCGGAACACCAGAUUAUAUUGCUCCAGAGAUUCUCCAGGAAUUAGAAUAUGGUCCUUCUGUGGAUUGGUGGGCUCUGGGUGUUCUUAUGUAUGAAAUGAUGGCUGGUCAACCUCCCUUUGAAGCUGAUAAUGAAGAUGAUCUUUUUGAAUCCAUUCUCCAUGAUGAUGUGUUGUAUCCAGUGUGGCUUAGCAAAGAAGCUGUUAGCAUUUUGAAAGCUUUUAUGACAAAGAAUCCAAAUAAGCGACUUGGCUGUGUGGCGUCACAGAAUGGUGAGGAUGCUAUUAAACAACACCCUUUCUUCAAGGAAAUUGACUGGGUUCUUCUAGAACAAAGGAAAAUCAAACCACCCUUCAAACCUCGGAUUAAAACCAAAAGGGAUGUAAAUAACUUUGAUCAAGACUUUACACGAGAAGAUCCAGUAUUAACACCGGUGGAUGACACAAUCAUAAAGCAAAUCAACCAAGAAGAAUUUAAAGGCUUCUCGUAUUUUGGAGAACUGUUACCGUAAGACCCUAGUAGGACCACCCCAUUACUGACUCUGAAAGACAUGGUCCUAAAUAAGUCCUCCAGUUAUUACUUCUGUGACAUUGAGCCUGUACCCCUACUUUAUACUUUGAUCUGGAGGCACUCGUAAUUUAUGUCUCACAAAGCAAUGCAAAAUAUUUUGUAUUAGAAUUUGUAAAGGUAACACAUUGCUUUUAUUUUUUUCUUUUCUAUUUAAGAACUUUCUUUUAUUCCUGAGAUAUCCUAUGAAGACUUUACUGGCAAGUUUUUUGCAUCAAGAUCAGACAAACAUUUUUGAAGUGGGAAAAGCUACCAGAAAAUCAUUUGUCUAUUAAGUUUUCAUGUAGAAAAUUGCUGCAGCAAAUUUACCUUCAACAUUGUAAGACCUUUAAAACAAAUGAAUUUUUGAACAUGUGAAGUUUUCAAUGUACCUUAAUGCGUAGUGGCACAUGUAUUGCAUGAAUACUGAGAGGGAGGUUACCCCAUGGUGAACUCGCCACCUCAAAAAUGCUGCCUUGAAUUAGCCAUGCUAUGCUAACACAGCAGCCCUGUGCAGUGGUGGGAUUCAGCAGGUUCACACCACUUCGGCAGAACCGGUUAUUAAAAUGGUGCUUAUAAACAACCAGUUGUUAAAUUAUUUGAAUCCCAUCACCAGAACCGGUUGUUAAAUUAUUUGAAUCCCACCACUGGCCCUGUGCAUAUGUGGACAGGACCAAAAUCCAUAGCAUGAGCUGCUCUGCCUAUACAUGUUCACCAUAUAUUGGCAGUGCCUAGGUAUAUAAAGCUUGUGGCUUGUGCCAAAUUCUUGCAGAUAAUAUUACAUGGGGGCACUGCACAUUGGCCUAGACCACAAAUACAUUGUGUGUACUGAGUUAGAACACAUGUUUUACCAGUAUUGCAGGGAUAGCACUGGGAUAAAUCUUAAAUCAAUGGACAUUUUGCCAUUGAUUUCAACAGGGCAUAACAAAUGGAUAGAGCUGACAUGCCAAUGAAAUGUCUGUUUAAAAGAAAAUUUAAAAUUUUAUAUAAUUAAAAAGCAACCUUGAAAGGCUAUGAUUUGGAGAAGAGGAGAAGAAAGUGCCUAACCCUUUCCCCAUCAAAUCAAAACCACACCUAAAUGUUUGGGCAUACUUAUGCUAGUCUAACUAGCCACAGAGUGUAAUAAUUCCUUCUAGAUGUGAAUGCAUCUAUGCAUACACAACUUUUGAGAAGGAUCAUGAAUCUUUUUAAAAAACAAGGGAAAAGAUGUCUGUUUCACCUAUUCCAUAUUUUAACCAGCUGAAAUUAGCCGCUUCUUUCUGUUAAAGUCCUGCAGUAUGAAACUGGCUAGAAACAUGGGUUUGUGUGCUAACACCAAGGACUACUUCCUGGAGUUCAGUGCAAAGGAGGCCAAAGUGGCCCUUGCCCGUUGUCACUGCUGAUGGGAAUAUGACUGAAGGUGAAACAGCAAUGGAUUCGUAUCAUGUGUUGCACAGAACUUCCAUAGUUAUCAUGAGAGCUUCAGAUGCGUGGAAUGGAAUGUAUUUAUUUUUUUGAUUGCCAUGAAUUUUUUCUAGCAAUCUACUGCUGUUCGUUUUUCAUAUUGGAAUACAAGCGAUUGAAAAGGAAUCCUUUCCUUCACCUCUUACUCCCUACCAGUUGCAGCUUGCCAAACCUCAGCUCAGCCAGUCCUCUGAUUCAUAAGUGAAUGCAGCAGAUAGACUGGCAAAACAACUACCAAAAAUGACUAAAAUGCCAAAAAAAUAUAUAUAUGUGUUUCUCUGCAAGGCUGAUUGUAGAGGGUCAAAAUAAUCUGAUUUAGGACAUUCUACCUAAUCCAUAAAAGAUAUCAAGGAAAUUGUUUAAAAUUAUUUCAGGAAAGGCACUUUUUUCUAAGACUGAGUACAUUUUUAAAAAUAUAUAUUUUAAUUAUGUUUUUUAAAAUGUAAACAAAUGCUUUAUAGACAGGUGUCAAAGGGCUAAAGAAUGGACAAAUUCUCCAAAAGCCUAUACUAGCUUUAAUAAAGCAACAUAGGUUUUCUGCAAAAUUUACAGUUUCUUGGGCACAGAUGUUAUUCUCCUUCUGCAGUGAACUAUGUAACAGCUAGUAGCUGAAGCAUUCACGUCACUGACACAACAGCAGUUCCAACAGGGUUUAAAAUUUUAUUUCUUUUUAAAAAGCCUUUUAAACUUCUUUGAAUUGUUUGAAUAAUGACUUGCUUUAUUUAUUUAUUUCUUUUUAAUAGCAAUGUGUUACUUUUGCAAGCUUUUACAAAACACCUGAGCACGAUCCACCCGCCCUUGUGCAAAGCCGUGUCUCACCUUCUCCUGUCCUUGCUGACUUCCUGGCUGGGAGCAUGUACCUUGCCAAGCACCUGCCCUGACCUACUACAGGCAGCUCAUAUGCACCUCCCAUGAGUAAAUCCAACAAGCCCCAUCCUCCACAGGGCUGCAUGUACAGGCUGCUAGAUAAAACUUUGCAAUUAGCUCUACGAAGGAGUGGACUUACCUGUAAGAGGCACACAGGAGUCACCUGUAGCAAGUGAUGGCUGGCUCCCACCCGCGGGACUCAAGUGGGACGGAGGGGGUGGCAAGGCUCGCAUGAUGCUGUACUACUGUACUAUGAGUCCAGCUGGAUCACGCCCAAUAGUACUACUGUUCUUUUGUGUAUUAUUAUUUAGGGGGGGAAAAUCAAUAUAAAACUGUGCUAUAGGAAGAAUACAAAGCCAAACAAACCAUUCAUCAUGUGAAAGUUUAUGAGAGACUGAAGAUCAACAUUCAAAAACUGACAUUGCUGAAAGUUGUAAAUGGGUUUUCUUGUGUAAUCAUAAAAUGGUAACUCAUGUGGACAGUGCUGACAAAUGUGAAGUUACCGCCUAUAGAUACGCUGACAGUGUUAUGUACUUAUAUUUCUGAGAAUACCCUGUGUUUUGUUUUGUUUUUUUGUUUGUUUUUUGUGUUGUUGGGUUUUUGCGUGUAUGUGUAUCACUGAGGUCAUUUUAUUAUAAAUGUAUAUAAAUAUAUAUAUUAUAUAUAUAUAUAUAUUACUGGACUGAGUGAGCGGUUAUGGGAAUCCAUUUUAUUUGUUGCACUUGGAUUUUCCAGCUGCACAAAAUAUAUAUACUUGUGGCCGGCAAAGUGGCACUCAAGAAGCUUUUCCAUUUUUAUUUCUUUCUUCCUUUUGAAGGGUUUUUUUUUUUUUUGCCUUUUUGUACAGGUGAGGAUUUUGUAUAUAAGUGUUUACUGCAAGGCCUGUGGAAUUCAUUGAAUAUAGAGGUAUCAACUGCUGCAUGUUCAGGCAUAUUAUUAAAAAGGUAGUCUAUGAAAGAAUAAUUAUAAUGUCCAUGUGCAAUACUCUUGUAUGUGUAUUGGUUCAAGUUACUGUCAAAGAUGAGGGUUUUUUUCUGUUUUUUUUCUGUUAUUAAAAUUGUAGACCUACCUUAAGCUGUAUUAAAUCUCCUGUAUAGUUCUCUUAAACUCUUUAAGGAAUGACAAAGACAAGGAAAAUAAAUAAGAGAAGAAAGGACCCUUAUAGCAUUGGCCAUCUGCUGGGAGAAACAGCCCUCCUCCCGCUAUCCCUGUAAUAUGGGAGCUGCUGUGGUGAAGCUUCUUUUCUUGAUUCGCACACUAAUAUCACAUGACAGGCUCUGGGCCCUGUGAGUGAGGCCAGCAGAGAGCAUGUGUUCCACUUUCCAGAAGGGGAGGAGUCACACCCUGAGCUUGGUCCAUGUGACCCCCCUCCCCAAGUGUCACCAUUACCCAAUCAGCAAGGGAACAAGCUGCCCUGCAGGGGUUUUCAUGCUACAAAGGUAACUUGAGGAGCUGGCUAUAGUUGUCUUCUAAGCUGGGUGGAGCAAGUUAUUGUCAGUUUUGUGUCCAGCUUUUCAUAGCCAGUUUUAGCAAUGGUAACAUUCAAUUCCAUUUUUUUUAAACUCAGGUGUAAUUAUACAUACAUAUAUGUAUGUAUUCAUACAAUGAUUUCAAAAUAUAAAGUAUGAUGCUUUAUCAAGUCGUGCUGUCUGGCUUACCAUUGUAAUAAUGGGUCAAACUUUUUAUCUGCAUUAAAUUUUAGGGCUGGGGGAAGAAAAGCCCCCUAGUUUCUGGAGUGGAAGCACAGAGAUGUCACAAAAGGCUACAUCAUCUCAUUAUUAUUAUUUUGUAAGGAAAAUUGCGUAAAACUUGCCCAUUGGGUUUUGUGUGGUAAGGCCAGCUUUGUGGAAUUCCUUCACAAUUUAGCCUUGGAUGUCCAGGCAAAAAUUGACAGUGCUACGUGGUCUUUUCCAUAGAUGUACAGCAGCUUUGGAAGUACCAAGUGGCCUUCUGAAGCCACUCAUAGACUGGGUAGAAUGAUGAACUAUUGUAUUAAAGUGCACUACUGUUUGUAUGUAAUGAGAGGCCUUUAUACAAAAUAAGGAUUAGCAGUUCUUUUUAUUUUAAGAGAACAAGUAUAUUCCACAGAGCUUUUGUAAGCAGAACUGUGGAUUAUGUGACUCUCUCUCGCUCCUGGCAUGAGCAUCACUUUCAAACAUUUUUACUAAAAAUGUCCCACCACCUGUAUUUCCUUCUUUGGGAUGCUCGCUUAGAAAAGCUAAUACGUUAGUUUAAGCAGAUAUCCUGCCCAUAAUUAGGCUGCUUAAAUGCCACUGAAGUCACUCACCCUGAUCCAAUAAGACACGUACUUAUGUAAGAAACCAUCCUAUCUCAAUGGUCUCCUGAACCUUAUUGGAGUGGCUAAAGGUAUCUUUGGUGUGAAUGAGGAUUGUGUAUACAUCUGGGACCAGAUGUUCUAUAGUUUGCAGGGCCAUCAGGAUUUAAGGCCACCUAGAUGUGUACAGGAUUGAAGGCUUCUUCAGGACAACUGAAGUCAACUCAAGUCAUUUUUUAUUUGGUUUACAUUAAUAGUUUUGUAGAUCAUGCCAAGAAUGUUUUGAAAGACUUCUUUAAACAAAUAUGCUGUUACAUUUCUUCCUCUCCUAUUAAUCAUUUCCACACUUUUUUUGAAAAAGGUGUACAAAAUGCCAAAAAACAAACAUACAUUUGAGAAAUCAGGUUUCACUCUUUUUUUAAAGAGAAGCUAUUUAGUAGGGACGGUUUUUGCAUACAAUCAAAAUGAGGCUCUCUCAAAGAAGGCUUUAACAGAAGAAACCUCUUGAAAUCAUGUGCAGAAUAGUUCUGGAAAACUAACAAGUGUAUUCAGUUUUACAAGGGGGGUAUUUUUUUUAUUGUGAGACAUUCUUUGUACAGAUUUUUUUUCUUACAGUUGUAAUUGGACUCUCUUGCCAUUCAUUAGGGAUAUUUCAUUGUAGCCAUUAUUACUGUGCCAAAUGUACUGUAUUCUAAAGGAUGUGAAUGUGUAUUGUUUCAGAACCUAAUAAAUACAAUGAUGUUAAAAA
Molecule: messenger RNA, 8194 nt
Organism: Sphaerodactylus townsendi
Lineage: Eukaryota; Metazoa; Chordata; Lepidosauria; Squamata; Sphaerodactylidae
Gene: PRKCE
Product: protein kinase C epsilon
Exons: 15
Coding region: 604-2826 (740 amino acids)
Biological process (GO): peptidyl-serine phosphorylation; intracellular signal transduction
Molecular function (GO): diacylglycerol-dependent serine/threonine kinase activity; ATP binding
Source: RefSeq, a predicted model, not a curated record